AUGACGAUCACCGGUGGUGCUAUAAAACAGAGAGGGAGGCGAUGGGGGACUAGAGUGGCAGACAAGAAGGUUAUCGGUACUUCUCUUCUUUUAUGGUGUAGUGAGAAGGAGAGAGGGAACAUGAGUAGAUCGUCGGCUACAACCGAUAAGUACAGGUGGAUGAGGAGGAGGCUGCUUCAUCGAGUGGUAGCCAGAAAAUGCCACCACUUCCUGUGGUUCUUGAUAGGGGAUAAAGAAUCAAGCAGGAAAUCAAGGAGGAAAGUUCAAACUGACUUCGAGGCCUCCAAAUGUCUACCUACUGAUCUUGUGGAUCUCAUUCCUAGAGAUUCAAAAGUUCUCGCCCAACAUAUCAAGGAACCAAUGAACCAGAAUCAGAUCAUCCUACCCCAUCGUCAGCAUAUCCUAUCGCACACCACAAAAUCUCAACAUUAUGGGCCUGAUAAUAGAUCCAACGUCGGAACUGAGGAAUAUCAAGCUAUCCAUUCGUCUCCCCCAAGGAGGAGAUGUCUCAAAAAACAAAAAGAAAGAGAUGAUGUAGAGCUGAAGGCUGCUGAUGAAAAACGUCAAACUGAAGAAGAGUCUGCUAGAAUUAAAGUUGACACAAAAGAGCUUUUUAGGAAACAACAUGCAGAAGUUGGAAUCAUGAACAACAUCUUCAUCAAGCCACGCCCUCCACUAAAUACAACUGCUACCUCCCAGAAACCUCCUGUAGAACCAACCUCUUCAUCAUCAUAUUCCACCAAUAGACCUUCGAAAGAGUUGAAGUCCUCUGCUAAAUGUAGUCACUCCAUAGAUUUUAAGCUUCUUGAAGCAAAAAUUGAUCUCAUCCUGGAUCUAUUAGCAAAACCACCUUCAGCUCCUACUCCUGAUCUAAUUGUAACUUCUUCAAUCAUUCUAAAGAUCUUGAAAAGGAUCUUCUAA
Molecule: messenger RNA, 921 nt
Organism: Lactuca saligna
Lineage: Eukaryota; Viridiplantae; Streptophyta; Magnoliopsida; Asterales; Asteraceae
Source: the annotation of a GenBank genome assembly